Clonostachys rhizophaga is the source of this 1074-nucleotide messenger RNA. The record is from the annotation of a GenBank genome assembly. NCBI's taxonomy places the organism in Eukaryota, Fungi, Ascomycota, Sordariomycetes, Hypocreales, Bionectriaceae.
AUGCCUGCACGCGGCGAGGCAACUGAUGGAAAAUGGUGGAAGAAGAUCACGGCGCGGCUAAAGGCCCAAGCCACGAAAGCCAAACACGAUGGCGAGAGCGACAAGCAACAGCAAAGCGCCUCGCAGCAGGAUCAAACACUACAGCCGGCGACAACGACGGAUGCUAACACAUUCGCAUCUUAUAGCCCUACUGUAGACCCAGAAACGCGUCAUUCCCUUCCAGCUCAGUCUACUCCGAACAAUAAUUAUGGGAAAAGAGUAGAUUCGCUUCGAAAUCGACGAGCACGCAAUCCGGUCGCUACUCUUGAAUCUGAAACCCCGGAAACAAGUACGUCCGUCGAAAAUCCAACAAGGUUAUAUGCUGCUCUCGCCCAUGCCACCCACGAAGGAGACGAAGAAUCAGUACGGACGCUAUUACUUGAUUCGGGGGCGCGAGUGCUUCCAGGUCCAGCGGAGCCAACCAGAGAUUGCGGUAGCUUUCGUUGCACAAUUCAGCCCAGCCCUUUGCACGAAGCUAUAUCCAUGGGACACACCAAUCUUGCGAGUCUUUUACUUGAUAGAUUCGUCCUGAACGGCGGCCAGCAUGGCGAGCCAGCCAGCGGAUCUGAAAAGUGGCAGUUGGCCGAGAUGAGAGAUGUGAAAGGGAGGACACUUUUGGCUACCGCCUGCGUAGUAGGAAAUGCCGAUAUCGUGAAGAAACUAUUAGAUAUAGGCGCCAAAACCGAAAUCCGCGACAGAAAUGGCCUCACCGCACUCCAUCUAGCAGCCCGAUCCCCCACACCCUCUCCCUCUGUCGUCAAGUUAUUGAUUGACUAUGGGGCCGAUAAGAACGCCAAAGAUGACAGUUGGAUAACACUUUUGCAAGAUGCCGAAAACAACCUGCUGCCGGAAGAAGUGGCCGUUCUUCUAAGGCCAGCCGCCUCAUCUCCACGACCGAAGCACCGCAGGAAAAGGUCGCGAGUUCCUCUUCCCAAGACGAGCACGGAUCACCCACAAGUGGAUUCGAAGGAUGGGAAUCAGGACAAACCUGACACAUUGUGGCUAGACGGAGUGGUGAUACGUCACAGUAAGUGA